AUGUAUAUCUCUCUCCGCCAACUCGGCGCUCUUGCCCUCCCCGCCCUCCUCCUCCCCGCCGCCCUGGCCGCAGAUGUUGAUGCCCGGCAAGCCGCCCCAACUUCUUCCAUCAUGAGCGCAACCGGUCUCACGCCUGCCGAAUCAGCCGCCUCGGCCUCCUCAAGCAUGGCGCAGAUGUCCGCGCUCGAAUCUUACUCGUUAUCGCUAGCCUCCGCAUCUGCCGCCUCUGCGGCCUCUGCUGCUUCUGUGCAGGCAACUGCUUCUCCUACAAACGGCGGGGGCAAGGUGAUGGCAUCCUCGGGCGCGGAGAGAGUCGCUGCGGAGCUGGUGACGGAAGUUGUCGUGGGAGGGAGCUUAGUAUUGCUAGGUCUUUUAUAAGACGAACUUGCGCGAAGCAUACAUGAAUGGAGGGAAUGUAUCGAUAUUGUUAUCAGAAGGCGUAUGGGGGAUAGACGGAGUAUCAGGGGAGGGGCCAUCAGACGGUUAUGAUAUAUACGGGAUGUCUACGAAUCUACGGAGCUGUAGCAACGAGAUCAUGAUCACGACCCAAAAGGAAUGGAAAAAAGUCUUUAACAGGAAAUGUCAAAAAUCAC
Molecule: messenger RNA, 593 nt
Organism: Amorphotheca resinae ATCC 22711
Lineage: Eukaryota; Fungi; Ascomycota; Leotiomycetes; Helotiales; Amorphothecaceae
Exons: 2
Coding region: 1-378 (125 amino acids)
Source: RefSeq, a predicted model, not a curated record